UCUCUCUCCCCCCUCUCUCUCUCUCAGUUCUUCACACAGAGGCUGUCUGAUUUCUUUGUGAUCACACCUCAUCACUCCUCUGAUCGAUAUCGGUCAUCGGUUCAGGAUGAAGCUGAUCCGCGGACGCUCCCUUACGUUUCUUCUCCUCCUCUUCAUUCCAGUAUGCUGGGCCGCUCACGGCCGCUACGCUCAGAAGUUACUAAAGGAUUUGUUCUCAAAAUACACCAAUGCUUUGCGGCCUGUGGAGGACACCGAACACAUCAUCAACGUGACGCUACAGAUCACGCUGUCGCAGAUCAUCGACAUGGACGAGCGGAAUCAGAUCCUGACCACGUACCUGUGGAUCCGUCAGGUGUGGAUGGACGCCUACCUCACCUGGAAGAAGGAGGAUUACGACGGCCUGGAUAACAUCCGGAUCCCCAGCAGCUACGUCUGGAGACCUGAUAUUGUCCUGUACAACAGUGCCAAUGACGCGUUCUCCAGCUCCAUGGAGACUAACGUGGUGCUCCGUAAUGACGGACAGGUCAUGUGGGACCAACCAGCCAUCACGAAAAGCUCCUGCUCCGUGGACGUGGCGUUCUUUCCAUUCGAUGUGCAGCAGUGCCACUUCACCUUCGGCUCGUGGACUCACAACGGAAACCAGAUGGAUCUGUUCAACGCCUUGGACAGCGCCGACCUGGCCGACUUUGUUCCUAAUGUGGAGUGGGAGGUUCUUGGCAUGCCAGCCAAGAAGAAUGUAAUCCUGUACGGCUGUUGUUCUGAUCCGUACCCAGACAUUACCUUCACCCUGCACUUGAAGAGGCGUGCUUCCUUUUACAUCUUCAACCUCAUCAUCCCCUGCAUGAUGAUCUCCUUUCUGGCUCCACUGGGCUUCUACCUGCCGGCAGACUCCGGUGAGAAAGUGUCACUGGGUGUCACAGUGCUGCUGGCUCUCACUGUGUUCCAGCUGCUGGUGGCGGAGAGCAUGCCGCCCUCUGAGAGCGUCCCGCUGAUUGGGAAGUACUACAUCGCCACCAUGACAAUGGUUACUGCUUCAACAGCACUCACCAUCUUCGUGAUGAACUUCCAUCACUGUGGUCCGGAGGCUCGUCCUGUACCAGGAUGGGUCCGAUGCUUAAUCCUCAACUACCUCGCUCGCAUCUGCUUUGUCUAUGAGGUUGGUGAGAACUGCCUCGGAGGGGUAUCCGCCAGGAAACAUUCUCAGUCAAAGGAGGAGUGUGAGGUGACCCCUGCUGACAGCAGCAACCCCAGAGGAGCGAACUGUGCCGUGAAUGGAGAGGCGUGGGUCAGGAAGGAGAACGACACGGAGGCAAAGGCAGGGUGGGAUUUCUCCAACCAGGCAGAGUGUAAAGGUGAUAUAUUUGUGAGCAUCGACCAUUCUAAAGAGGACGGAGCUGCUGGAGCAGAGGGGUCACACAGCAGAAGUGGAGGAGGUGCAUACAGGGAGGAGCAGGAAGGUGGAGGUGCAGUAGGACAGGGCUGCGCUGAGGAGAAGAGCGAGGAGGAGGUGGUAAGGAGGGGCCACUGCAUUUGCCAGGGAAUGUGUUGGAAUGUGAAGCAUAUUGCAAAUUCUUACCAGGACCAGAAAGUCACACAGCUCCGCAUCGGUGAAUGGCGGAAGGUCGCCAAGGUCAUCAAUCGCUUCUUCAUGUGGCUGUUCUUCAUCAUGUUCUUCUUUAUGAGCAUCCUCAUCAUGGGAAAAGCUAUCUGAGUGAGCUCAGGCUCCUCAGCAUCACGAGAGAGAAGCAGUGGGAUGUUACAAUAAGAGAAUUUAAGUUUGUCUGUCUGAAAUAAGCCAACUGUUUAAAUAGUAUCUAAAUCCACAUGAGAUUCACAGACUUCAGGCAGCAUUUUAGUGUUUGUGUCACUCAUUCAGCUAAACAGAUGUUUGACUUCAGUCCAAAGCAAGUCAACUUCUUUUUUGAUCAGAUGUUUUGAUACAUAUCCACCUGGUAUCUUUAUUUUAACAUCUACUGGAUGAAGAACCCAACUCCCGUCUCCCGACUCUCUAGAGGCUUUGAUCAGAC
Molecule: messenger RNA, 2027 nt
Organism: Thalassophryne amazonica
Lineage: Eukaryota; Metazoa; Chordata; Actinopteri; Batrachoidiformes; Batrachoididae
Product: neuronal acetylcholine receptor subunit alpha-10-like
Exons: 6
Coding region: 107-1711 (534 amino acids)
Biological process (GO): nervous system process; monoatomic ion transmembrane transport; regulation of membrane potential
Cellular component (GO): postsynaptic membrane; synapse; neuron projection
Molecular function (GO): acetylcholine-gated monoatomic cation-selective channel activity; transmembrane signaling receptor activity
Source: RefSeq, a predicted model, not a curated record